Molecule: messenger RNA, 411 nt
Organism: Brugia malayi
Lineage: Eukaryota; Metazoa; Nematoda; Chromadorea; Rhabditida; Onchocercidae
Exons: 3
Coding region: 1-411 (136 amino acids)
Cellular component (GO): cell surface
Source: RefSeq, a predicted model, not a curated record
AUGUUUCAUUCUCAACUUUUAUUAUUACUAAUUAUUUCAUCAAUUGCUUAUGGUUUAUUUGGACGAAAGAAGAAUAUCACAGUAACGGGUGAAUUAAACUGUGGUCGAAAUUAUUAUUCUAAUGUAAGAGUGGAACUUUGGGAAGCAGAUACCAUUGGUCCAGAUGAUAAAUUGAAUGUGACAUAUACGAAUAACAGUGGCCAAUUCAAGAUAUUUGGCCAAGCAAGAGAAAUACGAAAUAUUGAGCCAUAUUUAAAAAUGCAUCACUUUUGCAAGCAUGGUGUUCAUGAUGUGAGAUGCGAAAUAAUUGAUCGUUUCGAUGUACCGAAACAAUAUCAAGGAAAAGUAUACAAUCUAGGCUUAGUGGACUUAGCGGUUGCUACUAAAAAGCGUAAAGAGAAGUGUCACUAA